AGAUUUCUGGCAAACACAGUGGACCAAACUUCACCAAGCCUUGGGUGGAAAUGAGGCGGCCAUGUUUUUUAUCGGGACCAUGUUGGUGCCAACGCUGGCUUUCUGGUUGUUUAACGCCCUCCUGAUGGUGGUGGACACGACUGGAAAGCCAAACUUCAUCACACGUUACAGGAUUCAGCCUGACAGAAACAAUCCGGUGGAUGCGGCGCGGUUACGGUACGCGGUGAAGACGGUGCUCUUUAACCAGGUGUGUCUGUCUGGUCCUGUGGUGGUGCUCACCUACAUGGUGAUGAAGAGGCGAGGCGAUCCGUGCGGCCCAGAGCUGCCCACCUUCCACUGGGUGCUGCUGGAGCUGGCCGUCUGCGGCCUGAUGGAGGAGAUACUCUUCUACUACACACACAGGCUCGUUCACCAUCCGUCGCUCUAUAAGAGCAUCCAUAAGAUCCAUCACGAGUGGACGGCUCCUGUUGGAGUGGUGGCGCUCUACGCUCAUCCGGUGGAGCAUGUGCUGUCGAACAUGCUGCCGGCUCUGAUGGGUCCGGUUCUGCUGGGCUCACACGUCUCCACCACCAGCCUGUGGUUCACCAUCGCUCUGCUGGUCACUACGGUCUCUCACUGCGGCUACCACCUGCCCCUGCUUCCCUCGCCUGAGUUCCACGACUACCACCAUCUCAAGUUCAAUCAGUGCUAUGGAGUGCUGGGAGUUCUGGACAGACUUCACGGGACGGACGAGAAGUUUCGUAAUGCUAAAGCGUACGAGCGGCACAUGGUCCUGCUGGGUUUGACCCCGCUGAGCGAGAGCAUCCCUGACCAUCCCAAGAAAGCGCAAGAUUAACCGCGCUGGGUCUAUACGCUCACUGAACAGAAUCACAGCCCGUUAGAGGAGUAUGCAUCAACACUACAUCAGCUGUGAUGGAUCUGGAGUCACACACAUUCCUGCGUGUAACGUCACAGUAUUCAGCUCGAGGUGAUUGUACUGCUGAAGCUUCACUGGUCAUUCUGCAGAGUUCUGGACUCAUGCAAAGAGACCCUGAUUAUGAGAUCAGUCCUUUUUAUUGUUGAUCCUGUCACUUUGCGUCAGAAUAGCAUUGUAUUCACGGAUGAUGAAAAUGAUUUUAAUACUUGUGAUAAAUGCUAUAUUUUAAUACUGAAAUCUAGUAAUGGUGUUUGGAAAUAAACGUGUUCUGUCCCUCAUGAUUUGUGACAUCAGUUUCUGGAGUUUAUCACAAACUUCACUCAUUAAAGCUGAUCUGCUGUA
This is a messenger RNA of Sinocyclocheilus rhinocerous, 1258 nucleotides long. RefSeq names its product fatty acid hydroxylase domain-containing protein 2-like. The record is from RefSeq and is a predicted model, not a curated record. Lineage: Eukaryota; Metazoa; Chordata; Actinopteri; Cypriniformes; Cyprinidae. Gene Ontology annotation, molecular function: oxidoreductase activity; iron ion binding. Gene Ontology annotation, biological process: lipid biosynthetic process. The coding region runs from base 62 to 835 and encodes 257 amino acids. The transcript has 6 exons.